GAAUUAUUUAUAUAUACGCCGAAAACUAUCAACUCUUUCCCACUUCUGACUAUUCCCUCAGAAAAAGGGUAGUCAGUGAAGUCUCUAACACAUGUUCUCACAAGUGUUUCCAAAAUUCGUUGCAUAGGUACCUAUCCAUCAAAUACAGGAUAUUAAUUAUUGGACUGAUAAACAGAUUGAUUAAUAAUGGUAACUGAGAAAAAUCUUGAGACCGCUGCAUAUGGUGAAACCAUAAUCACUGAAGGUAGAAAGUUUCCUCAGUUCCUGGCAGCAUUUUUUGCUACUAUCGCCGCUCUUGUUGUGGGUAUAUCUUUGGCGUGGACAUCGCCCACGUUUCCAAUUUACAAGAGAGAAAAUCUUCUAACUACAGAGCAACGAGGAUGGAUCAGCUCCCUUCUGUCAAUUGGUGCCCUAUUUGGGGCACUGACGGCCGGAAUGAUUGUAGACAGAUUUGGAAGAAAGUUGUCGCUGCUGUUGUUGGGCUUUCCAACCCUGGCCGCAUGGGCAUUGCUGUCGUUCUCGACAUCUGUGGACGCGCUGUACGCAGCACGGGCGAUCAUCGGUUACUGCUCGGGUGCCACUUCGGUGGCCGUCAACCUCUACACAUCCGAAAUAGCUGAGAACUCGGUCAGAGGCAAGCUGGGCACAUUCUACCAACUCCAAAUCACCGUCGGCAUUUUGUACACUUACAUUGCAGGUAUUGCCGACAAUGUUCAGAUAAUAUCGAUCAUUUGUGGAGUGACACCGAUAGUGUUUAUGGUGUGCUUUGUAUGGAUGCCCGAGUCUCCAGCGUAUCUCGUGUCGAAGGGCAGAGAUGAAGAAGCGAGACGAGUUCUGCGCUGGCUUCGAGGACCUGACUACCAACAUGAGGUUGAAUUAUCGUUGAUGAAACACUCAAUGGAGCAGCAGAAGAAGAACCAGGCCGGUUUCAUGGACGUGAUCAGUGACAAGGUGAUCUUGAAGGCGUUUGUGCUGUCCCUCGGCAUGAUGGUGUUCCAACAGUUGAGUGGAGUCAACGCGGUCAUAUUCUACAGUGGACAGAUUUUCGAAUCGGCAGGAAGCAGUUUAUCUUCACAAGCGGCAUCCAUUGUUAUCGGCGUUGUUCAAGUCCUAGCCACAUACUGUUCAACACUCCUCGUUGAAAGAACAGGAAGAAGAUUUCUACUCUUGUUGUCAGAUUCUGUUAUGGCUAUAUGUCUGAUUGUCUUGGGAGGCUACUUCCAUUACAAGGAACAAAAUGUCGACCUCUCAACUUGGGGAUGGGUUCCUCUGGUUUCUCUAUCUCUGUUCAUCGUGGUAUUCUCACUUGGAUUUGGACCCAUUCCUUGGAUCAUUAUGGGUGAAAUCGUACCCAGCAAUUUGAAGGGUAUUUCGAGUUCUCUGGGAGCCGGAACUAGCUGGAUUUUGGCAUUUGUGGUGACUAAAUAUUUCGAGAAUCUUGAACUGGCGUUUGGGAGUGCGGGCACAUUCUGGCUGUUUGCUGGCAUUUGCGUUGUAGGCACUCUGUUCGUUUACACUCUUCUACCCGAAACUAAAGGCAAAGACAUUGAAACCAUACUGGAUGAGUUGGGCGGCAAGAAGCCUGAACUACAGCUUUAUGACACCAAGAACUGAACUGUUUUCCAUUUUUCUAUUUUUUAAAAGUAUUAUUUGUUGUAUACAAUUUAAAAAUAUAUUUAUUUGAUUAAAGAUAUUGAGUACUUGUGCAUUCAAAUUUAAUUUGUGCAUAAGUAUCGAUUUUUCACUCAA
Nilaparvata lugens (brown planthopper) is the source of this 1749-nucleotide messenger RNA. Its product is annotated as facilitated trehalose transporter Tret1. The coding region runs from base 187 to 1614 and encodes 475 amino acids. Gene Ontology annotation, biological process: carbohydrate transport; transmembrane transport. Lineage: Eukaryota; Metazoa; Arthropoda; Insecta; Hemiptera; Delphacidae. The transcript has 9 exons. Gene Ontology annotation, molecular function: sugar transmembrane transporter activity. Gene Ontology annotation, cellular component: membrane. The record is from RefSeq and is a predicted model, not a curated record.